Messenger RNA from Protopolystoma xenopodis, 1134 nucleotides. NCBI's taxonomy places the organism in Eukaryota, Metazoa, Platyhelminthes, Monogenea, Polystomatidea, Polystomatidae. The record is from the annotation of a GenBank genome assembly.
CAUACAAAAAUUCAAUAUUUUAACCCAAUUUAUGUACAGGAUAACACUACUGGCAUGAGUGUGUUGAUGGCCGCUGCGGGCUCGGGACAUCUUGACGUAGUCCGCUACUUGCUGAGCGAAGGGGCUCCUUGGAAUGCUGUUGAUAGAAAAUAUCUGUCUGCUGGGGACUACGCAGCCAAAAACGGACACCAGACUAUAAUAGAUGCACUGAUUGAUCACGCCGUUACCUGCGAAAUGCUACUUAGUCUGGCUCGGUCUGACUCCGAAGGUGAGGAGGAAGUUGAUACCUGUGACGUUAUGAAGCCAAGUUAUCAUGCCUCGGAUGGCUGUUCGUCUUCGAAACGCUCAAGAUCGAGUGUUUUCUCGAUCGACGCAAGCUCUGCUUCGGGGGACGAUAGGACACCGCUAGUAGAACAAGAAAGCCUUCUCAAUUCAGCUUAUUUGAGAUCACGUCUCGAAUAUUCUGAUAAUGGACAGCGCUUGAUGGAUACUGGCACCAAUCUGGCCGUCAUGAUGGACUGGGAGCGUCCGCUGAUGUCUAGACACGCAGAAUGGAUUUGCUUCGCCGACCAUUGUGAUGCUAAAUCCGCCUCCUUAAAAGACCAGGCACGUGAACUUCGUGUAUUGAACGUCGGUUUUGGCAUGGGCAUUGUGGACACUGCGAUUCAAUCUUUUACGCCCACUGAGCACGUUAUAAUCGAGGCUCAUCCUCAGGUCCUUGACUUCAUGAGAUCGAAGGGUUGGCAAAACCGUAGAGGGGUCUCUAUUUUAUCUGGCCGCUGGCAGGAGGCUGUGAUUACACUAAAGGAGGAGAUAAUCUCCUGUAAUCGUCCUCGCUUUGACGGGAUUUUCUUUGACACCUAUGCUGAGGACGACACGGAUUUGCGUCGGUUUCAUAGCUACUUGCCUUAUUUAUUAAGACAAGAUGGCGGCCGUUAUUCCUAUUAUAAUGGUUUGUGUCCAGACAAUGUCUUCUUUCAUGGCGUGGCCUGCGAGACCCAGAGGCUUUUACUUAAAAAGCAAGUUUUUUUUUCAUGGGAUACUUGCACGCAAAAUUCAUUUUAUGACCUGCAUUCUAUAAGACGUCAGCUUAAGGGUUUGUGUCAGGGUACCAAACCUUGCUCGCAUCGUUGA